CAGAAAAGGUAAAACACAGUGCAGUGCAUGGUGUUUAUAGAACAAGAAAGAUCAUUCUAAUAAAGAAUAUAUAAUAAAAAAAAAAAAAUCAGUCUCCCGGUGAGCAAGCCAACACUACCCUGCUGUGGCGAGGAACCCAAACUCCAAUGAUUGAUUAAUGGAGAAAAAAACCUCUGGAGAAACCAUGCUCAGCCGGGAGGGCCAGAUCCCCUCUGACGUGUCAUAUCUGCACUCAGUGACGCCGGAUUUGUAUUUGUAGACAUGGUACAUCUACAUACUCGUACAGUAAGCAAACAUCUCAAUCUGCUCUCCAUUUAUUAUCAGUGCUUUCUAGCAGUUAAGAUAUUAAAGAGAUCAUCAGUGAUUUUUGGUGUGUUUUUUGCCCAUUUGUUCUUUUUUAUAUAUUUUAACUGCAUGACGGGGUCAGAAUGAGCUGUCCUUUCUUUUGAUAAAUGUCUAAUUUAAAUGCAAAUUGUAUAGUUAUGUGUUAUUAAAAAAAUCAUCUUCACAGACCGCAAGGUUGUUCUUUGCAGAGAGGAAACUUCCUGUUAGGUGUUGCUGCGAUUGAAAUGUAAGAUGUAUUCAAUGUGAGAUCAGUGCAUUUCAACAGGAAGCAAGACAUCAAGAAACAUCUCACGGUAUCUGACAUCCUUGUGUCUUGGAUUUAGCAUCAAAACGAAUCUUCAUUAAAUCUCAGAAGAUGUCUUCGCUGCAAAAUCUUUUAAAGACUACCCACACUUUUCUGAAACGUUCUCCAGUUUACAGCUCUCUCCCAAUGAGUGUUGUGUCAAUUGGACUGGAGGAGUUGGUGGAACUGAAUCUUUCUUGCCCAUGCAAUAGUUGGAAUGGAUGGCUAAUAACAUUCAUCUUCAUUGGACCUUUUUUUUUAUUGUGGGCAUUAAUGGUUGUCCUGUUAAUGCCUGCUGAAAAUCCUGCUGAUGAUAAUGUGGUAAAAAAUACUUCAAAGUGUACUUCAGAAUGUUGGUCAAAAUUUACUUCAAAAUGUAUUUCAUUAUGUACUUCCAAAUUUUGGAAAGCUUUGGCACAUAGUCUGAUUCCUCCUAUAAUGUGGAUCAUUUUGUUGUGUCUUGAUGGUGAUUAUCUGGCUUGUUUCUAUUCAACUUUUGAAGGAGAUUAUGUUUUUGAUCAAAAGCUAAACAGAAAGUGGUGUGCACCAUAUGAACCGGCCUUUGCUGAAAAUAAGUAUUUACACCAGAAGUAUCAGGAGUCCGUCAGCAAUUCUAAGAUGGCUGGUUAUGGAAUGCUUGGUUUAUUAGGUUUACUGAUUCUAAUCUCAACAAGUUUCUGGUACUUCUGCAAAGAAACACCUCCUGUGACUGAAAAAAGUGUAGAAACGCAGACUGAGGAACGAGUAGACACUGUCAUUCAGGUAUACCUUAAUACACAAGAUCAACAGGGAACGAGACGUGACAUGCAGACCGGGCCACACCGUAGCGCACAAGAUCCACAAGUAGAGACUGAACUGCGGGCUGAGGAAAACCUUCACACAGAAGAUCCACAGGGAAUGAGACGUGACGUGCCAGUUGAGGUACACACUAGAACACAAGAUCCAGAGGGUAAUGGAGAGAUUGACAUAGAAGAUGUUAGUGUUCCUCUUGUCCCUCCAAAUCUGGAGGGAUCUUGUCAGCUGUAAAAAAAAAGGGCUUUUCACACUGCACUUAACCCGGGUUAACUUCAUUCUAAAUAGGGAUAACCCCGCUUCAAAAUUACAAGUGUGAACCGUUCCUUGGUUAAAAGUGGGGUGAUCCCUGAAUUGUCCCCAUAGUUAUGAAACCCUGCUCCGUCAUUUUUUUGCGGAUGCGGAAUAAAAUUGUAUUUGAUUAUUUAAAGGGACCAUGCACUAUUUUUAUUCAGUCAGUUUGACUCUGAAGAAUUUAUCCAAUCAUGACUGUUGACACCGUUAACAUGCAAACAAGAAUGUUAACCCAGGGUUUAGUGAUAUACAGUGUGAAACAUCAGGUUAUGAAUACCCAGGGUUAUCUCUUGACCCCUGGUUAAGUAUAAGCAGUUUGAUACGUGAAACAUAUAAUCCUGGAUUCUGUUUCCCUGGGGUUAAGAAUAACCCGGGGUCAACGAUUUCAAGUGUGAAAAGCCCUUUCAAGAAGGGAAAAUAAACUUCAUAUGAAUUGUUUUAUGUUCUGUAGUUCAGUUUGUGAGAUUCUGAACCAAAUGUAACAACGCUUUUUGUGUUUUUUUAUUAAUAUUUCACCCCAAAAUGAAAAUUCUGUCAUUUACUGCCGUAGUAGGGAAAGAAAUUCUAUGGGAGACAAGCUGGGUUAGAUCUGACAUUCUUCCAAAUAUCUUCCAGUGUCUUCAGCAGAACAAAGAAAUAUAUCCAGGUUUGCUAAGUAAUUGUGAGUGAUUGAUGACAGAAUUUUUAUUUUUGGGUGAUGUAUCCCUUUAAGGACUUGUAAAUUUGAGGAAUUGCAGAACUAGUUUUGAAUGCUUCCUGUCUGUUGUGGGUGUUUUUGUUGAUAUUUAUCCUUGUAACUUUACAGACUGGAAUGUGAUGUUUUGAGUUAUGAGCUUUUGGCAGCUAAUCAUUAUAUAUGGCUUGUUUUUAGCUUAUCAAUGCAUUUUUAGGAAAAACAUAAUCCAUUGUAUCUUUGCUUGUGUUUAGUAUUCUGUAUACAGUUGUUUUUUUUUGAUGAGCUCUCAGUCUUGACAUACUACGGAUGGAUGAAUAUUAAAGUAUUUCAAAGGCA
This is a messenger RNA of Triplophysa dalaica, 2726 nucleotides long. RefSeq lists its product as uncharacterized. The record is from RefSeq and is a predicted model, not a curated record. Bases 701 to 1654 code for a protein of 317 amino acids. The transcript is spliced from 3 exons. Gene Ontology annotation, molecular function: monoatomic cation channel activity. NCBI's taxonomy places the organism in Eukaryota, Metazoa, Chordata, Actinopteri, Cypriniformes, Nemacheilidae.